AUGAAGUUCUCAUACGUCGCUAUUGGUCUCGGAGCUGCCUCCAUCGUCUCAGCUCAAAGUGCUGCUUGCACAUCAGCCGUUGCUGCUGUUCCUGCCUGUGGUGCUACUUGCAUCAAUGCAUCAGUGGAAAAGUUCUGCUCAAGCACCGACAACUACACUUGUGAAUGCGCAUCUUCAACCUUCUCUUCUAUCCAAAGUGACGCUACUACUUGCGUUAUCAACGCUUGUGGAUUGACUACCGCAGCUCAAGUCUUGAGUGCUGUCAAUGAUGUUGCCUUGUCUAAGAUGAUACCGUACUAUCUGAGAAAUGAGGGAGCUUUAGAGAAGAACUCAAGAUGGCAGCCGACUACUAUAAUAUAA
Molecule: messenger RNA, 360 nt
Organism: Sclerotinia sclerotiorum 1980 UF-70
Lineage: Eukaryota; Fungi; Ascomycota; Leotiomycetes; Helotiales; Sclerotiniaceae
Exons: 5
Coding region: 1-360 (119 amino acids)
Source: RefSeq, a predicted model, not a curated record